Halichondria panicea is the source of this 1509-nucleotide messenger RNA. Its product is annotated as death domain-associated protein 6-like. The transcript is spliced from 2 exons. The record is from RefSeq and is a predicted model, not a curated record. Gene Ontology annotation, molecular function: histone binding. Bases 62 to 1426 code for a protein of 454 amino acids. Lineage: Eukaryota; Metazoa; Porifera; Demospongiae; Suberitida; Halichondriidae.
CAACAGUCUUACAAUUUAUAAUUUUGUAGCCUCAAGUACCACCUCUAGUAUAGUAUAUAUAAUGUCUGAAGCUGCUAGUAACAAUGGCGGAGCUGAUGUGCCCACCUCUGAGCCCCAGGAGACCAAGCAGGAGUCAAUGGAGGCAUCUGCAUCAACUCACCAUGGCAACUCGGUCGUCGAUCCCAAACCUAAAAGCAGGAGAAAAAAGAAGAGAAUUAAGAUUAAACGUCUGGAGAAAGAACUGAAGAAGUUGGACAAGCAUAUCAAAAAAUGCAAUGAGACUGAGCUGUCUCUGGAUGAGAUGGACAGUGGGAGCAGUGCCUACAUGAAGGAAGACCUCUACAAGAGGAAGUUUGUGGCCACUUGGCAAGAGCUGUGUGUACUAGUACAGGUACCAGACAGCAUUGAAGUUGAAGGACUGAGCAGUUCAUCUGCCUACUCUAAUACCCCCUACCCUGAGAUCGAUCGCCGCGUACAACGGCUAGUCAAACUGGACGAAUUUCCCGACCAUUUUGACAUUGUGGAGCUCAUAGAGAGAUGUGAUGCUAAGUACAAUCUGGGAAUAUCAGCCGAGGAAAAGUCAUCACUCUCACGGCAAAUCUUUAAAGAAGUUGGCAAAAUGCUGAAAGAGAGAAGACAGCGUGAUUUCAUCUCCCACUUUGGCAGUCACCUGACAGAUGGAGUCAAACUAGACCAGGACCCGGCUUUGUUAGACGAAACUUUAUUAGGGCAGCUGAAGGAAAGUCUACGUGAGGCAAAGGUAAAAAUGGAGCAAGUGUGCGAAGAUUUUGUCACGAAACAAGACCAUGAACAAGAGAUAGGGAAAUCCCCUGAUAAUGAAGGAAAGUCCACUGAAGACACAGAAAACGAGGAAAGCGACGAAGAACAAGAAAAUGCACUAGAAUCUUUAGAUAAUGAACUUGAACUAACUGAGGGAGAGAUUGACAAAAGUGGUUCUGACCAUUUAUCUUCAAUGGCUGAGGAAAUUAGUUCCCCUGCUGUCGACAGUCACCAUAGUAACGACGACAGUGAUUUGGAGCACCCAGCUAAGAGAAUAAAGUUGGACACUUGUGAAGCAGAUUCUCCAUCCCUCCAUCAAGAGAAAAGCGAAGACAAAGUUGAGAGUUUAGUAGACUUCUCUACAGUUGAUCAGAGUUCACUUGCCUCCUCCACACCACCUACCACUCCCGCCUCCUCCAUACCACCUACCAUAUCUGCCCCCUCUACACCACCUACAAUCUCCGCCCCCUCCACACCACCUACCAUCUCCGCCCCCUCUACACCACCUACCACUACCGCCCCCUCCACACCACCUACCACUACCGCCUCUUCCACUGAACCUGUUGUGAUAUGUAUAGACAGUGAUGAUGAUGAUGAUGAUGAUGAUGAUGAUGAUGAUGAUGAUGAUGUGAUUUGCGUAGGAUAAUGUUUAUCUGGAAUUUUGUAAUUGUUGUCCUAUCUAUGCACAUUUUAAUACCCAACACAUUUUAAUACCCAAUCAAUGUUGCA